Molecule: messenger RNA, 3926 nt
Organism: Prosopis cineraria
Lineage: Eukaryota; Viridiplantae; Streptophyta; Magnoliopsida; Fabales; Fabaceae
Exons: 5
Coding region: 135-3659 (1174 amino acids)
Molecular function (GO): RNA-DNA hybrid ribonuclease activity; nucleic acid binding
Source: RefSeq, a predicted model, not a curated record
AAAGUGUCAGAGUUUUACAGCUGCUAGAUUUCAGUAUGUCCAACUUAGGUGCAUCUAAGCAAAAUCUUCUACAAAGGGCAGAAGUUGUUUGUUUAGAAAAUCUUCUUUGAGAUUGUAAAAAUAUCAUCCCAGACAUGGUCCAAGUUGUGGGAGGCAUGGCUGAAUUGACCAAACUUUGCCUUCAAUCUUGUAAAAAGAUAGAUUGCCUCAUCGAUUCAACUAAUUAUCAUGCUACCUCAUUUCAAGCAGAUGCUUUGUUACCCAAGUUGAUCAAGUUGGAGAUAUCAGAAAUGAACAAGUUGUCAGAACUGUGUCGAGGCCCUCCCAUCCUAGCGCUUGGGUUCUUCAAGAAAUUAGAACAACUUUUCAUUGGGAACUGCAAGCAGCUGUACAACAUAUUUCCAGAGACAUGUAACUUAUGCAACCUUAAGAUCCUGAAAAUAUGGAACCGUCAUUCUUCAGCAAUUGCAUCACUCUUCUCAAUGUCUGUUGCCAGAAGUAUGGAACAAUUAGAAGAGCUAUGGAUACAGGGUUGUGAUCAAUUGAGGCAUAUAAUUACAGGAGAAGGAGGGAAUGGUACUAGUACCGGAGAAAAUUCUCACACAAUGUUCCAUAAAUUAAAAAAAUUCUCCAUUUGUGACUGCCCCAAGUUGGAAUUUAUAUUUCCAAUAUCAUUUGUCCAAAAUGGUCUUUUGCAGUUGCAAGAGAUAGAAAUAGAAUCUACCUCUGGACAGAAACAUGUAUUUGGCCAAUAUGACCAUGAGGUAAAUGCUUCUCAUCAAAAUCAGGUCCAAAUCAUGCUUCCUCCUUUGAAAGUAUUCUAUCUAUACAAUGUUGAAAAUCUCCUAGGGAUAUGUCCAGAAAGCUACCAUUUGGGGUUCCCAUCUUUAGAGGAGCUAGACUGCCAGCGAUGUCCAAAAUUAACUGCAUCAUGUAUUAGUAUAAUUAUUGGUUCUGAACAAAGACAUAUGAACAAUGGAGUUUCGCUUGACAAUGAGCAGCAAAAUCACUUGACCUCAAAUUUGCAACAACUACUGUUAGGAGGAUUAUCUGAGGUAAGGUUCAUAUGGUCAGGUCCUGCUCCAAGACCAGUAUUGAGUUUCAAGUUCCUUCAAUGUUUAAAGGUAGAGAACUGUGCAAACCUGAAAUCAAUCUUCUCCACGGUCAUCAAUAGAAGCCUACCUGAGUUAACACUCCUAAGCAUAUGCAACUGUGAGGAACUGGAAGAAAUUAUGGCAGAGAAUGCAGAACCAGAAAGUCUAUCCAAUAUAGAAGUUUGCUUUCCAAAACUAAGUGAGCUGAGGAUUGAGAAGUGCAAUAAGUUGAAAAGCCUUUUCCAUGUUGCUAUGAUAAGAAUGCUUCCACAACUGAGCUUUAUACAUGUAUCAUGUGCUGCUCAGUUAGAAGAGGCUUUUCAAUGUAGCAGUGAAGGCAAUAGUGAUUACGGAGACCAAGUUAUGCUUCCAGAGUUAAGAAAAAUAGAACUACAAAACUUGCCAAGUUUUGGGAACAUUUUCAAAGGGUUUAAUUUUCAAGCACCAAAAGUUCAACAACUUUAUAUAAGUAAAUGCCCAGAAUUUUCUCCAAGUGUCAGAAGAGGAACUCAAGUGACUACUUCUCACAACACAACAGAGAGACAAGUAUUUUGGUUGAUUGUUGCCACUUGCAAUUUAGAAGCUUUCCUAAGCUUGGAAGUUCUGCAUGUGACCAAAAGUAGAGAAGAAGGAAUUUUCCAAAUCCAAGCUGCUGGAGAACUCAGUAGUAAUAGUGAAUUGAAGCCAUUGAACUCAAAUUUGGGGUAUUUGACGUUAUAUGAUCUACCAGAGCUGAAAUUUAUCUGGAAUGGGUUCUCAAAAUUUUUGAGCCUUGAUAAACUGACACAUGUAUCAAUUCAGAAGUGUCCAAAAGUCAAAACAAUCUUCUCCUUAGCUUUUAUUAGAUGCCUACCCAAGUUACAAUCCUUGUCAGUAUCAAACUGUGAGGAAUUGGAAGAAAUCAUAUCUUUAAAUUCAGAGGAUGCACAAAUCAGCGCUGUGCACAUACCAGAGGUUUCUCAAUCUAACAAGGUUUAUAGGCAUGGCAGCGAAGACAGAAGUGACAGUCAGGAUGAAAUCAUUCUUCCAGACUUGAGAAAAAUAGAGCUCAAAAAAUUGCCAAGCUUUGCUAACAUUUUCCAUGGAUUUAACUUUCAAACUCCCAAACUUCAACAGCUCUAUGUAGAUAGAGUGCCCAAAUUUGCUCAAAGAGGAACUCAUAUGAAUACACUUCAUUACACAAAAGAGAAGAGGCAAAUAUUCUGGUUGAUUACUAAAGCCUCCAAUGAACAAUGGAAGCAAAGGCAUCGUGCAGCUUUGCAAGCUUCUCUAAACUUAGAAGUCCUUCAUCUGAGUAUGUGUCAAGCAGAAGGAAUUUUCCAAGGCGAAGGAGAACUUGGUAGUAACAGUGAAUUGAAGCCAUUGAACUCCAACUUGGAGUAUCUGAAGUUAUGUGAUCUACCUGAGCUAAGAUUCAUCUGGAAAGGGCUCAAAAACUUUCUUAGCCUUGAGAAACUUACAAGAGUAUCAAUCUCUAGCUGCCCAAAAUUAAAAACUAUAUGCUCCCCAAGCAUUGUUAGAUGUCUACCCAAGUUACAUUCAUUGAGGAUAUCAAAUUGUGCUGAAUUAGAGGAAAUCAUGUCUUCAAAUUCCAUGAAUGCACAACUCAGUCACCCUUAUGUUUGUCACCAACAAGUGUGCUUCCCACAACUGAGUAAAAUCACAGUUGAGCAGUGCAACAAGUUGAAGUGCAUUUUCAAUGAUCUUAUGGCCUAUCAUUUACCAGAGCUGCAGUCUCUUGAAAUCAAGGAUUGCUGUCAAAUGGAAAGGGUUUUGAGAGUUAAAACUGAAGAUCUAGAUGGAAAGCAGACAUUAUUUCCAAAACUGACAAAACUUGUGCUGGAAAGUUUACCAAUGUUUUUUGAGAUUUUGCCCGGCCUUACUUUGCCACCUGGGUUUAAUUUGCAGCCUUGGCAUGAAUACGUAGUCAUGGAUUGUCCUAAAUAUAAUCACGCCUACACUGAAGCUAGCACUUCUUAUUUGGAUGCAAUACCAGAGAAGGCACGGAGAAAUUCUCAGCCUGGUUUUAAUCAAAAUGUGAGGCUUGGCCUUAAGCUAGCAUGGAAUCCUCCAUGUAAUGGUUGGAUUACUAUCAAAGUUGAUGGGGCUUUUGAUGAAGUGAACAAGAUAGCAGGCUGUGGUGGUCUGAUCAGAGACCAUAAUGGGAACUUUGUUCAUGGGUUCAUGCAUCAUAUUGGCAGAGGAAACAGCUUAAAUGCACAACUUUGGGCCUGCAUCAUGGGACUCAAGGGAGCUUGGGAUGCUGGGUUUCGCAGAGCUAUACUAGAGACAGAUUCUCUGCAAGUUGUGAGACUGUUUGGGAAGGAUGUGCAGGAAAGAUUCCUAGCAGAAGCAGAAGAGGAACUUGUAUACUUAAUAUUUAGUAUGCUAGGUAGGAACUGGAAGGUUUGGCUUGCGCAUCGCAAGCCGGAGGGCAAUGUGGUGGCAGACUUGCUUGCCAAGUUAGCAUUGCAAGCGUGGCCUGGUUACCACUACUUUAACCAUCCACCAAAACAAGUUGAGAAGCUUGUUUUAGAGGAAGCUAGGAAGCCAUUGUUAAUGUAAAUGUAAUUAAUAUAAACUGUUGGAAGAUGUCUAGUUUGCAAAAUUGUGUUUAGCACUGCUUCUAUUAUUGCGUGGAGCUCAAGAUUUAGUUCCUAGUUGGAGCAUUACUCGUUAGUAGUUGUAGUGAAAGGAAGCUCCUGCGCGCGCGCGCUCAUAUAUGUACAGAUGUAUAUUGAUAUAUGCUAUUCAAAUUAAAGUUACCUCAAUUAAAGUAAUUUAUACGCAUUUAUUAUUGAUAAAAGGAAUAUAUGUACGAGUUUGCUGAAA